Molecule: messenger RNA, 1354 nt
Organism: Leptidea sinapis
Lineage: Eukaryota; Metazoa; Arthropoda; Insecta; Lepidoptera; Pieridae
Product: tRNA 2'-phosphotransferase 1
Exons: 5
Coding region: 13-720 (235 amino acids)
Biological process (GO): tRNA splicing, via endonucleolytic cleavage and ligation
Molecular function (GO): tRNA 2'-phosphotransferase activity
Source: RefSeq, a predicted model, not a curated record
GUCAAUGCUGUCAUGUUGUUGGUGUUGCCACAAUUAAAAAACAAAGUUCUUGUUGAAAGACCUAACAACAAAUUACAAAUUUAUGAUUGCGUACCUAUUGAAAUGAAUGAUAGAAGAGAGGUACAAUUAAGUAAAUUAUUAUCUUGGCUUCUGAGACAUAGGGCAAAUAAAGAAGGCCUUCAAAUAAGUAAUGAUGGUUAUAUUGCAGUCAGUGAGCUCCUAUUACAUCAUUCAUUUAGGGGAAAGUAUAAUAAAAGUGAUAUUAUAAGAGUUGUAGAAAACAAUUCCAAAAAGAGAUUUAAACUGCGGCAGAACCCACAAAAUAACAUUCUGGAAAUCAAGGCAAAUCAGGGACAUUCAAUAGACAUUAAUAAUACUGAUUUGAUACAAAUACUUGAGCCCAAGUAUGAAACGUUAGUUCACGGCACGUAUUUCAAAUAUUGGCCAAAAAUUAAAAAUGCUGGCCUGCAUCAUAUGUCAAGAAAACUCAUACAUCUAAGUAAAGGUAUACUUGGUAACUCAAAUGUAAUAAGUGGGCUACGUAGGGAUGUGGAACUGUAUGUAUUUAUUGACCUAUCCGCAGCUUUGGCAGACGGUAUCAGGUUCUAUGAAUCAGAAAAUGGAGUAGUAUUGACUGAAGGAAAUGUUAAUGGAUACCUAGAACCAAAAUAUUUUUCUAAAGUUACUGUUGUUAAGACUGGACAACAAAUAUAUCCAUGAAACUUGGCAACAAUAUCCGUACUGCAGCAGUGCACAAUACAGGCAUAGAAGUGAGAUUUAUUAUAAGUAAUGACCACGGACGAGUAAAAAAAGAAGUACUCCGUGUCACCUUACAUAACAGUGAGGCACCAAAACAAGCCGAUAAACGUGUAAAUACAUAGCCCCACGCAUACACUUCCACUAAUACAAGCCUAUCUGCCGCCAAGAUGAGAUUUGCCAUCGUCUGUGACAGAUCAGUUUGCGUCGCAAUAAAAUGUCGUUGUGCGUUGUAUAUAAUUAUGUGUGGAUAUAUGAUUAUUUAAGGGAGAAUAAAUUGUGUAACUGGUAUGCCUCGUAACCGCUCACACACUAGCAUAACGGUGCUUCACUUGCUCAUAUCACGGCGAGGAGUCCUUCUUUUUUUACAAGUCCGUGGUUAUGACGUUCAAUUAUAGUUUGGUUGUUUUAACAGAUUAAAAACUUAUCUCAUUUAUUGUUCAACAUAGUCCAUAGUAUUGAAAUGAAAUGUUUCACUGGUUAACAUGUUAUAUAUACCUUUAAUAAACACCUACUCCCUCACGUUUAUAAAAUAAAUAAACAAAUGACAUAUUUUAUUAUUAGUACGCACAUUCCGAAAGCUUGCGUUAAAACUAAU